Molecule: messenger RNA, 2622 nt
Organism: Aegilops tauschii subsp. strangulata
Lineage: Eukaryota; Viridiplantae; Streptophyta; Magnoliopsida; Poales; Poaceae
Product: UDP-glycosyltransferase 89B2
Molecular function (GO): UDP-glucosyltransferase activity
Source: RefSeq, a predicted model, not a curated record
UAUUUAGCAUGCAGAUCUCUUCUUCUGUGCUUUGCUCUGAGUUCUCGCACCUGCCCGUCGCCAUGCCGUCGUCCAUGUACGCCGCACCGCAGGCAAGCGCAAGCAACGGCGUUGGCAAUGGCGACGGCAUGCCACACGUGCUUGUUGUCCCUUACCCGGCGCAGGGCCACAUGCUGCCUCUCCUCGACCUCGCGGCGCUGCUCUCCGCACGGGGCCUCGCGCUCACCGUGGCCGUCACGGCAGGCAACGUCCGACUCCUCGCGCCGUUCCUCGCAGCGUGCCCGUCAGUCGCCACCGUCGUUCUGCCGUUCCUCCCGGCCGGGUGCGGCGAGAACACCAAGGACCUCCCGGCCGAUCUCUUCCGCCCGUUCAUGGCCUCCCUCGCGGCCCUCUCCGCGCCGCUCCUCUCCUGGUGCAAGUCUCAGUCCCGCGGCGUGACGGCCAUCGUCUCCGACCUGUUCACGGGGUGGACGCUCCCGCUCGCCGAGGAGCUCGGCGUGCCGCACGUGGCCUUCUCGUGUGCCAACGUUCACUACCUCGCCACGACGCACUCCCUUUGGCGACGCAUGCCAACGAGGCGCCGCCUCGACGACGCCGACGGGACUGUCACCUUCUCGGAGGUGCCCGGCUCGCCUAGCUUCCCUUGGCGCAGCCUGCCGUGGAUGUUCAGGGUGCAUGUGCCCGGCGACGAGGUGUCGGAGACGAUCCGGCGGAUCUUCCUGUGGAAUAUAGAGAGCUCCUGCUUCGUGGCAAACUCGUUCGCGGCGCUCGAGGCCGCCUACGUGGAGCGCCCGCUCCCCGACCUGAUGGCGAAACGGGUGUUCGCGGUGGGCGCGCUGUCGGACGCCGUGCGCAACUGCGACGAACGUGGCGGGAAGCCGGCGGUGGCCCCGGCGAAGGUGGCCGCGUGGCUGGACGGGUUCGACGACGGCGCCGUCGUGUACGUCUGCUUCGGGUCGCAGCAGGCGCUGUCGCCGUCGCAGGCGGCGUGCGUGGCAGGCGCUCUGGCGCUGAGCUCGGUGGCUUUCGUCUGGGCGGUGAGGAGCGGCACCGUCGUGCCGGAGGGGUUCGAGGCCGCAGCCACGGCGGCGUCACGGGGCAUGGUGAUCCGCGGGUGGGCGCCGCAGGUGGAGAUCCUGCGCCACCGCGCCGUGGGGUGGUUCCUCACGCACUGCGGGUGGAACUCGGUGCUCGAGGCGACCGCGGCGGGCGUGGCGAUGCUCACGUGGCCGAUGGGCGCCGACCAGUUCAUCAACGCGUCGGUGCUUGCGGAGGCCGGCGUGGCGGUGCCUGUGGCGGAGGGCGCCGACACCGCGCCCGACGCUGGAAAGAUGGCAAGCGUCAUGGCUGCAGCUGUCGCGAAGGAGGGGGAGUCCGUGAGAAAGCGUGCGGUGGAGCUCGGCCGGAAUGCGGCCGCCGCGGUGGCGGAGGGCGGAACCUCGCACAAUGAUUUGGAAGGGUUGGUGCGUGUACUCAGUGACGUCGACUAGUAUUACUGUACACUCUUGCUAAGUCUAUGCUAUAUCCGUGAGACGUUACAUUGAGAUUCAUGAUUUUUUUUUUCUCUUUUACAUGUUAUGUCACUUGACUGAGACUUAGUUAAAUCUCGAUCGUCCAUAUUCUUUUCUUGUAUUUUCAUUUCAUUACAGAUGAUGAUUUUUUUAUGGGAUGAAUGUGGAAGACUUGAUGUGGAUGAACCAUGGACGAUGGAGCACUGAAUGGUGAUACUACCCAGUUUUGGCCUUCGCAUGAACGACUUGAUGUGUUGUAUCGCACAAAAUCGUCCAGAUUUUAUCAGUAGCAGCGUCUUAUUAUCAUUGGGUUUUCACACUUACCGCUCUGAAUUUGGUUUAGGCCUCGAUUGGUUCGGCGUUUUCCAGCCUAAAACACGCUUAUUAGUUGGAAACGUAAAAAUAAUCAUCUGAGUCCCGAAAUCGCGCUUGUUUCUCACGGGUGUUUACUUUUUGGUUGUUUUGGUGACGUUCCGGCUGAAAACUUUCACAGACCAAGUGAGAGAUGUAUUUUCAUUCUUCAUUUUUUUAACAUAGUACAUACCUCAUAGGAAAAACGGAACGUAUUUCCAAGCAAGGCCUUCGCUCAAAUUUUGGGCUCUGUUGAUGAAAUAGUGCCAUCUCUACUGUAUUUUCUCUUCUGCGAGCGGUUUAUUUAUUAGUCUGGUGUUGUAUUUAUUUUAGUCAAUACAAUAGGUCUUCAUCCUGUAGAAAACUCUACUAGCUAAGCCUAUGAGAGAAGCUAACAGAAGGCUUGAAGCCUCCUAAGGGCUUGUUUGGUUAAUCUCUUCUCCAAGGGGAUUGGCGAGGAUUUUGACUUGCAUGGAAUUUAAUCCCUCAUAAUCUUUUUUAAUCCUCUUCAAAUCCUGUGCAACCCAACAAGGCCUAAGAACACCUAUAAUGUACGUUUUUGCCGCCUCCAAACUCUCUCUCUCUCUCUCACUAGAUGUGGCCUCCAUACAUUGCAGCUUGUCGCCUCUAAAGAAAUUUUGCUAGCGUUGCCUCUUAGCUAAGAGGCCGCCUCUUCGAAUAGAAUAAUUGGGCAGCCCCACUUGUUAGACUGCUUUUUGCCACAGGCCCAGUAUCACUUGGUAAAAGAGAAGGAAGCAUC